Molecule: messenger RNA, 613 nt
Organism: Acyrthosiphon pisum (pea aphid)
Lineage: Eukaryota; Metazoa; Arthropoda; Insecta; Hemiptera; Aphididae
Exons: 2
Coding region: 134-613 (159 amino acids)
Source: RefSeq, a predicted model, not a curated record
AACUAACAGCGUGUGUCACUUAAGGUGGAAACAGACUAUUGUCACGUCACGUGAGCUCACGUGCUAUCACAUUAACACAUUUAAACCGUGAUGUCACGUUUGGAAAUACACUACUGUCACAUUUUCUAUUGUCAUGCUAUAUCACAUCACAGUAUUUAGUCGGUUGUCCACCAUUAUACCCAAGGGUUGCGUGUUUUUAAUUAAAAUGGAUUGUGGAAGUUCAAGUAGUUCAUCGGGUUGGGAAGAGGAGUUGGAAGCUGUAGCUGCUUUUGUAGUUCUUGAUGAAGAAGAAAAUAAAACAAAAACAAGAGAAUGGGUCCAUGCAAUUAAUAAAAAAAGAGAAACUUUGGGUGAGUUUCAUAGACUUGUUCCGGAAUUAAAAAAAGAUACGAAACGAUUCCAUAUGUAUUUCCGGAUGACGAUGGAAGAGUUUGAUUUUUUACAUGAACUCAUUAAACCAGACAUAUAUAAACAAAAUACUCAAUUUAGAAGAGCCGUCAGCACAGAAGAAAGAUUAGCUGUUUGCUUAAGAUUUUUAGCAACAGGAAAUAGUUUUAGAAGUAUUGGAUUCAACUACAGAUUGGGAUUCAGUACGGUUCGAGAAAUUGUAUAA